Molecule: messenger RNA, 2499 nt
Organism: Pelodiscus sinensis (Chinese soft-shelled turtle)
Lineage: Eukaryota; Metazoa; Chordata; Testudines; Trionychidae
Source: RefSeq, a predicted model, not a curated record
AUUCUUGUUUACUGGGAUAGAUAUGUAAAAGUUAUUUUCUUUAUUCUCUUCUUCCCCGUUCCUAUAGGUCCUAUCUGUAGUGCAUGUGUAUCUUCUUUUGGAGCAAGACCUGUGACAAUCUUCAGUGGCUUUAUAGUGGCUGGUGGCCUGGUGCUGAGCAGUUUUGCACCAAAUAUCUAUUUUCUGGUUUUUUCAUAUGGCAUUGUAGUUGGGCUUGGCUGUGGCUUAUUAUAUACUGCAACGGUAACCAUCACCUGUCAGUAUUUUGAUAAACGUAGAGGCCUUGCACUUGGUUUGGUUUCAACAGGUUCAAGUGUUGGACUUUUUAUAUAUGCAGCAUUACAAAGAGAACUUAUUGAGCUAUAUGGAGUGGAUGGAUGUUUGCUAAUAGUGGGUGCAUUAUCUCUAAAUAUACUACCAUGUGGCAGUCUAAUGAGACCUUUGAAGUUAUCUGCUUUACCUUUGCCAGAGAAGUCAGGCGUAGAAAAAGUUUCAGAUCAAUACUUGAUUUUCCAGAAGAAAGAACUUGUUGAAGAAAAUAUAAGCAUCCUUGAAAAGGGCUACAAUGAAGAAAAAUGUGUGAAUAAUAUGUCUUGUCAUGAUUGCAAACAGGAGAGCAUUUUAAAUAAGAAUGGAUUAAUAUCAUCAACAUAUACAAAAGAGACAGGCAUUUAUAAACAGAAAGUUGUAGAACAAACAUACUUUUGCAAACAGCUUGCCAAGAAGAAGUGGCAACUGUAUUUAAACUACUGGGAAGAAACACUGAUUCUUUUUAAAAACAAAGUAUUCUUAUCACUUUUUAUUGCAAUCUUACUUUUUGACAUUGGUGGAUUUCCCCCUUCACUGCUUAUGGAAGAUGUAGCAAGAAGUUCAAACAUUAGUGAAGAAGAAUAUGUUAUGCCUCUUAUCUCCAUUUUAGGGAUUAUGACUGCAAUUGGCAAACUUGUUUUAGGAGUACUGGCUGAUUUUAAAUGGAUUAAUACUUUAUACCUGUAUGUAAUUACAUUAAUAAUGUCUGGAGUGGCCUUGUUUGCAGUUCCAUUUGCCAAAACUUACAUUGUAUUUGCAAUACUUUCCGGAAUUUUAGGUUUUCUUACAGGGAAUUGGUCAAUUUUCCCAUAUGUAACCACAAAGAUUGUGGGAAUUGAGAAAUUGGCACACGCAUAUGGAAUAUUAAUGUUCUUUGCUGGACUUGGAAAUAGCCUUGGACCACCAGUUGUUGGUUGGUUUUAUGAUUGGACACAGACUUACGACAUUGCAUUCUGCUUUAGUGGGCUUUGUGUUCUGCUUGGUGGACUUCUUCUGUUGGUGGCAGCCCUGCCAUGCUGGGAAAAUUGUAAUGACCAGAAUAUAAAACCAUCUCCAAAUACUUACUCCUACACAGUUGCAUCUAGUGCUUAAAUGGCAACUGAAAAACACUUCAAUGCUUUUUUAUACUAUACAGCAAAAUAUUUUAGUAUUUUUCUACUUUAUUUAUGAAAUACAAAAAUUAUUUUAGAAAUAGUUGGGAAAAAUCCAAUCAUGUUUGAUAUUCUUUUUGUUUUAUUUUUUAAAAUAGUGGUCUUGCUUUUUCUACUGUUAGUGGGGUCUGUCUAUGCUGCAAUAAGAAACUUGCAGCACUGAGUCUUGGAGCCUGGGUCAGCUGGCUCAGGCUGGGGCUGCAGGCCUAAAUAUUACAUUGUAAACAUUUUUGGGAGUAGGUUGGAGUCUAGGCCCUUGGACCCUCCCCAAGUUGUGGGGUUUCAGAGCCCGGGCUUAAUCUGAGCCUGAACGUCCGUCUGCAUCGCAAAUGUUAGCCCUGCAGCCUAAGCCUCGCUAGCCUGUGUCAGCUGGCCUUGGCUAGCCCCACUUGUGCCAAGACUGCCCUAUUGUACAUGUACUCUGUGUCUUCAGCCUCUAUUAACUGUACCUUCCUUUCACCCAGUAGUGGGGAUCAUCUGCUGUAUGAUCAGUUAUAUAUUUUAGUUUUUAUGAAAACAAAUCUUUGUAGAAAUAUGGAAUAAAUUAAAAGUUUUUUUCUUUAUUGAAAAGGAUGGCACAAAUGACUCCCUUCAGAGGUUUCCAAUAGCUGUACAAUGAGAGGCUUAAAAAAAAAAAGGGAAAAUAUCCCUUAUUUUCUGGUAUGUAGUACAUUGGUGAACUAUUGGCUUUAUUUUCCUCAAGAUCAGCGUCUAGACUGGCGCUUUUUCCGGCAAAGCUUCGUGCCGAAAAAAAGUGGCAGCCAUUUUUAUGCUAAGGAAGUGGGGGAGAUUUAAAUCCCCGCUUCAUUAGCAAUUGCGAUACGCCUAAUUUACAUCCCUUUUACGAAAAAGGGAUGUAGUCUAGACGUAGCCCUAUUGUAUAACUGAAGUAAACCUUGUGGUAAACCUUGUCAACAUUCUGAACACCACUGCAAAGUAAGAUGCUAUGCUCCAAAUAUUUACAGCACGCGUUUUGAAGUUUGUUGAAAAAUUGUUGAACCAAAAUCUUUCAAACCAAAGGAAUAAAUGUGCUUGUUGA